Messenger RNA from Ustilaginoidea virens, 2022 nucleotides. RefSeq lists its product as uncharacterized. The transcript has 2 exons. Gene Ontology annotation, molecular function: protein binding. The coding region runs from base 1 to 2022 and encodes 673 amino acids. The record is from RefSeq and is a predicted model, not a curated record. NCBI's taxonomy places the organism in Eukaryota, Fungi, Ascomycota, Sordariomycetes, Hypocreales, Clavicipitaceae.
AUGGCGGCGGCCGUUGACGAGGAUGUUCUGCGACGACCCCUCUAUGUCUACGACCUUCCGAGCAAAGUACUGGACAGCCUGACUGCCAGGGAGGAUUCAGGCACCGCUCUCCUUGGGACGGAAGAAGCAACGCCAUCGCCAAGUGGCAAGGGCCUCGAUCGCCAUGCAUCGCCCGUGGAAACCGUCGUUGGCUCGCUAGCUUGUUCGCUGUGCCGACAGGCUUUCGCGUCACUGCCAGACCAGCGCAGCCACUUGAAGUCGGAUUUUCACCACUACAACCUGAAGCUGAAGACGCGCAACCAGAAGCCGGUUUCUGAACAGGAAUUCGAGAAGCUCGUCGGAGACCUUGAUGAAUCCCUGUCUGGCUCUGCUUCGGAAGACUCGGAUGAUGAUGAUGAUGAUGACGACGACGGCAACGACAACAACGACAACGACAACGACAACCACCAUGGGAAGCAAGACUCCGUAUUGGCGACACUUUUGAAAAGACAAGCCCGAUUAGCUGACCAGGACAAACGCGCCACGCCGAACCACGGCGCUCAAAAGGAGGGCUCGGAGGAUGCAGGCUCGGAGCGGCGCCGCCGCGCCAAGCCGCUGCUCAUCUGGUUUCAUUCUCCACUCUUGCCGGAACACUCCUGCUUCGGCAUGUACAGCGCAUUGUUGACGGACGAGCAACAGAGAGAAUCGGACGCUGUCGAGGUGCUGCGGAGGAAGCAGCUAGAGCCCGUCUCGCCGUCCAGACCUGCCAAGGACGGCGGCAUUGGACCCCUUGCCGCCUACAAGGGACCUCACGUUUUCCUCUGCAUGAUCGGGGGCGGGCAUUUUGCGGCCAUGGUCGUCUCCUUGGCUCCCAGAGCCUCCAAGGGCAAUACGGCCAUGAACCGAGAAGCUACCGUGUUGGCUCACAAGACUUUCCACAGAUACACGACGCGGAGGAAGCAAGGUGGGUCGCAGUCUGCAAAUGACAAUGCCAAGGGAGCUGCACACUCGGCCGGCUCUACGCUGCGGCGAUACAACGAGCAAGCUCUUGUCGACGAGGUACGCGCGUUACUUCGCGACUGGAAAGGUCUACUGGAUACAUCCGAGCUGCUGUUCAUUCGGGCCACGGGCAACGCGAAUCGCAGAACGUUGUUUGGUCCGUACGAAGGUCAGGUCCUGCAACCAAAGGACAUUAGACUCCGUGGAUUCCCCUUCAGCACGCGCCGCCCUACGCAGAAUGAGCUGAUGAGGUCCUUUGUCGAACUUACCAGACUCAAGGUCAGGGAGGUCCAACCCCCCCAGGUCAAGGAAGCCAAGGAGGAGCCGUCGAAGCCGGCACCCUCGAGGUCUGGCAGACCUAGUCAGGCCAAGGCCCAACUAUCAGAGGAGGAAGAGACUGCCUUGCUGCACACCUCGCAACUUCAAGGGUUUAUUCGACGAUCCAAGGUUCCCGCCCUACUGUCGUACCUCCAGAACAACAACCUGAGCGCCGACUUUGAGUUCCAACCCCGCGAUCAAAACCAUCACGCUCCCCGACCCCUUCACCUGGCCGCCUCGCAAAACUCGGCACCACUUGUUCUAGGUCUUUUGACCAAGGGCGGAGCGGACCCGACCGUGGAGAACGGCGACGGCAAGACGGCGUUUGAGCUGGCGGGCGACAGGGGCACUCGCGAUGCCUUCCGGGUGGGCCGGUCGGAACUGGGAGAGGCCAGGUGGGACUGGGACGGAGCAAGAGUGCCAGCAGCCAUGACGAAGGCUGAGUCUCUUCAAAGAGACCAGCGGGAAAAGGCCGAAGGCGAAAGAAGGGAAGCUGAGAGGAGAAGGGCAGAGGAGGAGCGGCUACGCCUCGAAGCGACCCCUCCCCAGGAGGUGGGGGAAAAGCCCAAGGGCACCGCACUCCUGAAGUCCAUGGCAAAGUCUCCUGAACAGCUGAGGGAGGAAGAGUUGCGAGGACUGUCUCCGGAGAUGAGGAUGGGGCUGGAGAGAGAGCGACGCGCGAGGGCGGCCGAAGAGCGGCUACGAAAGAUGAAGGCUGGUGGGUAG